Molecule: messenger RNA, 2400 nt
Organism: Parnassius apollo (apollo)
Lineage: Eukaryota; Metazoa; Arthropoda; Insecta; Lepidoptera; Papilionidae
Source: the annotation of a GenBank genome assembly
AUGGAUUUACUUAAAACUCCUUCUAUUCAGUCAUUGUUAGAUUCGGACUUGGAAUCCGUUGAAAGUCUUCACUAUGUUGAUAUUGAAGAGCUCGAUGAAGUUGAAUAUGCACUACCUGCCAGUGAAGCACCAACAUUGGCUGAAAUAUUGUCAGCUGAAGAUGUGGAAACUCAACAUAAAGAAACAAUCAACUGUGUUAAAGAUCCUACUUCAUGUUCCGCUCUUCAAGUUGAUUUCUUACAGGCUAUUUCUCAGCAAGUACUCCAGGCACAAGAAAGGUCACUAGCAGGUGCAGCCACAGCACUAAGCGUUGGUAAUAAUGGCAAAACAACUGUUGGUACAGCUCAUGGACAUCUGUUGUCAUUCCAAGAUCAAACCUUACGGUGGGUCUGUGAUGCAAAUGAAGAUUGUGGGGCAGUUACUUGCUUAGCAUAUAAUAACGACAGUACACGACUAUUAGCAGGCUUCGCACGGGGUCUUGUUUAUCAGUAUGAGAGUAUAAGAGGAGUAAUUUUAAGACGUGUAACUCUUGGUGGUGAAACAUGGGGUAUAUUACGGGUUACAUGGGCGGGCACCUCAGGCCUCGCACUCGACACAGGUGGCUCUGUCUGGUUGAUGAAAUUCUCGCGGCCUCUUGGUGUGCGCUCUGCUCGUGUAUCGUGCCUUUUUUCUGGUGCUCGUGGCGAAGUAGUUGCAAUGACAGCAAGAGAUGCCCGUAUUUUGGCACUAGCAACACUUUCGCGUGUCAUUAUUGUGGCUGGUGGUCGUGCUGCGGGUGUACGAUUAAAUGGACCGCCUGACACUCUUCCAGUUUUAGAAUGGUGUGAAUUUGACAAUAGACUCCUGGUUUGUGCUCGAGCCAAUUUGUUACAAUGGCUGUCUAUCAGCAUAACCGGCUCGAAUAUUUCUCUGUGUCCAGUACAAAAAGUGGAACUGAAAGCAACACCACUUUGGAUGGGCUGGCUUGGUGGUAUUCUGGCUAUAUUUGAUGCUAAUGAGAGUCUGCGAUUAUGGGGUGAUGAUUACGACAAACCAUUGGAUCUUUCUCACAUAGAACCCGUGUAUUCUUCAGCAUUUUUCAAGGGCCUGUGGACGGAUGGUCGUGUUUCUCUUGCUAUGUGCAAAGCUGGUGAAAACGCAUUAGCUGGGAUAUGCGUAGGUGAGGGCGCAUUAUCAUUACUUGGUCGUAAAGGAAUCGUGCGAGUACGGCCACGCGACUUGCUCGCUAGAACUAAAGCAUUCAUUGGAUCUGGACGGUAUUUGCAAGCUUUAAGAUUACUCUGCACUACACAAGGACCAAACGCUAAAAAAUUAGCCAUUGACGUCAUUAAUAUGUUAGCAGAAAGACCUCACAUAUUGAGCAAUAAGAAUGUAGCCAUACAAGCAAUCAAGUUAUGUUUGAAAUAUAAUUUAAAUGAAGCACUGUGGUCUAAUCUAUGGGAGAAUUGUUCCUGUGAAAAGGCAUUUGUCGAAGCCUUAGGGGAUGCUGUUGUGCGCGGGGAAUUAUCUGAUACGCCGCCAACACCAGAUUAUUCGCAGGAACUUAUUGAGAAGUUAGCUGAAUUCGAGCCAGACCUUGUAGAAAGGGUGGUAGCGUCACUUCCUUUAAUCUCACUUGACCCUCAUCGCGCCAGCGUUUUUACUCGGGAGAAGGAAUUAUGGCGUGGCGUGGGAGCUAUUGCAGCAGCGUUAGACGGGAGCAGCGGCGCGAUGCGCACGCUGAUGGCGUAUGUGUCGGAGGAUUGCGCGGCGCGCGCGGGCGGACGCUGCACGUGCGCGGGCGGCGCUCUGCUGCUGGCGGCGGCGGACGCGCUUGCGGGCCGCGGCGCCGCCGGCCGCGCGCUGCCCGAGCACGCGCGUCCCUCGGCGCGCCAUGACGCGCUGCACGCGCUGCUCGCACAGGUAGAUUUGGUUGACUAUAAGAAAAAUUUACAAAAUGAGACCACUACCAGUAUAAAUGAAACAGAAAAUGAGCAAGAUAAUCAAGAAGGUACAUCUGAAAAACGUUACCAAAAGCAGCCAACAAAAAGAAAGAUGGUUAGUAAUAAUUUUGAAGAUGAUAUUAUAAAGAUUUUAAAGGAACCGGAGAAUAGACACAUAUCUUUUUUUAAAGGUAUUCUACCAUCACUUGAAAGAUUAGAUGACAAUAAAACACUAAUCUUUCAAAGCAGAGUUCUUCAAAUUUUAACAGAAUUGCAUCAACCUCAUGGCUACUACUAUCCGAAUAGCAACUACCAGGGUGGCUAUGAAACUCAACAUUUUGUAACAUCUCAACAAACGCCACUGAUACGUCCACAAUCAUCUAACAUACCAGAUCAAAUUGAUUCACCUAGUAAUGAUUUUUCUAACUCAAGCAUAUUAAGCACACUUUCAACGGAAGAAGAGUUUGAUUUUUCGUAA